AUGGACAUACUGUCAGAUGAGAUCGAAUCUGUCCUCUUCGUGUCAAGAGAGGUAAUGGUAUAUCAAGUACCACCCCGUACAUCUGCUUCAGGUUAUAAAGCUGCAGAUUGGAAUGUAGAAGCGUUCAUGUGGAAAGGUAGGUUGAGAGUGUUAGAAAUCGGAUCAAAAUGUGAGAUACGAUUAGAAGAUUCUAGCUCGGGAGAACUAUUCGCUCAGGUCAAUUAUACAACUCCUUGGAGUCAAGUAGAGCCUGUAUUAGAUAGUUCAAGGUAUUUCGUACUUAGAGUAGAAGGUGAAGGUGGGAAAAGAGCUUAUAUAGGAAUGGGAUUUCAAGAAAGAGGAGAAGCAUUUGAUUUUCAAGUCGCCCUUCAAUCCGUCUCUAAAAGAUCGUCCAACCCUUCAUCAUCAUCAGAUCCUUCUCAACCACCUAAACCAGCAGCUCCACCUAAAGAUUACUCACUGAAGGAAGGUCAAACGUUCAAGAUCAACAUUCCAGGCCGAGAGAACAAGAAGAUAACUCCACCAUCAUCAUCAUCAUCAGGAGGAAGUGGUGGCGGUGGAUUAUUCAGUUUACCGCCUCCUCCUCCCCCAGGUAGAAAACGAUGA
Kwoniella shivajii is the source of this 606-nucleotide messenger RNA. RefSeq lists its product as uncharacterized. The record is from RefSeq and is a predicted model, not a curated record. The coding region runs from base 1 to 606 and encodes 201 amino acids. Gene Ontology annotation, cellular component: clathrin vesicle coat; membrane. Gene Ontology annotation, biological process: endocytosis. Lineage: Eukaryota; Fungi; Basidiomycota; Tremellomycetes; Tremellales; Cryptococcaceae. The transcript is spliced from 4 exons.